Messenger RNA from Caenorhabditis bovis, 1287 nucleotides. The record is from the annotation of a GenBank genome assembly. Lineage: Eukaryota; Metazoa; Nematoda; Chromadorea; Rhabditida; Rhabditidae.
AUGAAAAAGUACAAAUUCAAUGAGUUGCCCUACUUUUGGGGAUUGAUAUCGGAUGUUGAAGCGGAGAAUAUUCUGAAGCCAAUGGAUGUUGGAACAUUUCUACUUAGGAGCACGUGCAUCAAUCGUGUUCACAAGUUGAUUCUCUCGUUUGUCACAGUUAUCAAGAAAAGUCAUAAGCAAAAACACAACACAAUCGCUGAGCUCGUUUCGUAUUACCAGGAGCACACAAUCACUAAUGGCCAUAAACUCGCAACUUACAAGCAAAGGCCGUCGUGGUUCAUUAAAACCACUGAUGUCAAAAUUCCAGCAAAUGCAAGGCAAUUGGGCUCCGGCAAUUUCAGUGUAGUUGUUCUUGGAAGAUAUAAAGACAAAUACGUAGCGGUUAAAAAUUUGUUGGGAUCCGAAGAUCAUUUGAUGAAAGCCAAAGAGGAUUUGUACAAAGAAGGGAAGGUAAUGUCCAAAUUGAAGCAUCCAUAUAUUAUUAAGUUUUAUGGAAUCGCUCUCGACAAUUUACCGCCAUUGAUUGCGAUGGAAUUGAUGGCCGAUGGACUACUAACCCAUCUUAAAGCCCAUGGAAGUACAAUGUCUAUUGGCGAAAAGCUACUCCUCUGUUGGCAAUUGUGCAAAGCGCUGGAAUAUAUGGCUGAAAAAAAGUUGGUGCACCGCGAUCUCGCUGCGCGAAAUUGCUUGAUUAGCAAAUAUGGCAUUUUGAAGCUGACCGAUUUUGGACUUUCUGAUUAUGAGGCGGCUCUUUUCGCCUAUUGUACAAUUUUGGAUCAGAUGCCUGUUAGAUGGAUGGCGCCGGAGACGAUCCUUCCAACGGCUACGUUUAACGAACGAACCGAUGUUUGGUCAUUUGCGGUGGUUUGUAAUGAGAUUUUUGACAAUGGGAACCCUCCACUGAAAAAUAUGGACACAAAUGACAUCAUCGAAGCCUUGAAAAAAUAUGAUGAUUCGACUUCUCUUCAUGUUCCCGCUGCUGGAACUCCCAUGGAAAUAAUUGAUAUGGAGAAGCGGUGCUGGAAGGCUUCGAACUCGGCAAGGCCGAUGUUUGCUGAAUUGGUUAUCAUGUGCGAUAUGCUGCUGAAGAACAAGUAUCCGCCGCCGGAAAUUGAAGAGUCGUCGAUGAAGAAGGUGAACAAAGUGAAGCCGUUAACGAUUUAUGAAUAUGAGAUAAUGGAGGAAUAUGAACUUGAUAGUGAUGCAGAUUCUGAGGAAGAAUCUUUCCCGAUUAAACGACGUGGAACUAGGAAAUCGAAAAGGUCCGAUCGAUUGAGAAUUAUGUAA